AUGGAAAUAGUUGAGUCAUUUGGGUACAGUGUCGGUGUUUUAGUAAUUAGUGAUACAGUAAGCAGCGGUGAAAAGAUAGAUUUAAGUGGAAAUAAUUUACUUCAAUUGCUGAAAAGUGGAAAAUAUUUUCCCGUAAGUACUAUCCUUGAAGAUGUUGGUGGUACUGGAUUUUCUAUUCGAGAUGUUACACCUGAGGCUACUAAAGGCAUUAUUGACAGAGAAGCACCCCAUUUAGCGUCUCGCAUGAUAUUAGGUUGUUGUGAAAAAACUCCGUUUGCUGUAUUAUCUAGAAGUGUUUGUGGAAUGCGUGGUCAAAGUUUAAUUUUAAAUCUACCCGGAAGCAAAAAGGGUUCUCAAGAGUGUUUUGAAAUGAUCGCGAAUGUACUUCCUCAUGCUCUUGAUCAGUUAAAAGGAAAAAUUAAAAAAGUAAUGAAAUUACAUUCUGAACUGCAAGGAGAAGGAACUGAUCGAACUAAAUUGACGUAA
Molecule: messenger RNA, 486 nt
Organism: Parasteatoda tepidariorum (common house spider)
Lineage: Eukaryota; Metazoa; Arthropoda; Arachnida; Araneae; Theridiidae
Source: RefSeq, a predicted model, not a curated record